Antechinus flavipes (yellow-footed antechinus) is the source of this 2152-nucleotide messenger RNA. It is a transcript of the gene NKIRAS2, whose product is annotated as NFKB inhibitor interacting Ras like 2. Lineage: Eukaryota; Metazoa; Chordata; Mammalia; Dasyuromorphia; Dasyuridae. The record is from RefSeq and is a predicted model, not a curated record. Bases 102 to 797 code for a protein of 231 amino acids. The transcript has 4 exons. Gene Ontology annotation, biological process: canonical NF-kappaB signal transduction. Gene Ontology annotation, molecular function: GTP binding; GTPase activity.
AGAAAAGGAGAACUGAAGCGGCUUCGGGAGUCCGGCGGACGGACGGACGGACGGCCGGCGUACUGGGAGAGGGAGGCCCUCGGAGUCCUGCCUAGCCAAGCAUGGGGAACGCGGUCCGCGCCUUUCAUCCCCGCCGCGAGAUCCCCAAGCGCGGCGGGGGCCUCUCCUUCAUGAUGCUCCGAGCUGUUUUAUGGGCAGUCUUUCAUGGUAAAGGUCUGUCCAUGGGGAAGAGCUGCAAAGUGGUUGUGUGUGGCCAGGCUUCGGUGGGAAAGACCUCGAUCCUAGAACAGCUACUGUAUGGUAACCAUGUAGUAGGUUCUGAGAUGAUUGAAACCCAGGAAGACAUCUAUGUGGGUUCAAUCGAGACUGACCGAGGUGUGCGGGAGCAGGUGAGGUUCUAUGACACACGAGGCCUUCGAGACGGGGCAGAACUUCCCAGGCACUGUUUCUCCUGUACAGACGGCUAUGUCCUCGUCUACAGCACUAAUAGCCGAGAGUCCUUCCAGAGAGUGGAACUGCUCAAGAAGGAGAUUGACAAAUCAAAGGACAAGAAGGAGGUCACCAUCGUCGUCCUUGGCAACAAAUGUGACCUUCAAGAGCAGCGUCGGGUGGACCCCGAUGUGGCCCAGCACUGGGCCAAGGUGGAGAAGGUGAAACUGUGGGAAGUCUCGGUGGCCGACCGCCGCUCGCUCCUGGAGCCCUUCGUCUACUUGGCCAGCAAGAUGACUCAGCCCCAGAGCAAGUCGGCCUUCCCCCUCAGCCGCAAAAACAAGGGCAGCGGCUCCUUGGACGGCUGAGGCUCUGCUCUUCGCACCGCCCCCUCCCUCAGGCCCCCCCAUCCCAACCCUGCCUCCCCCAGGCCCUGGGGGGAACCGAGUCAGGUGGGCCCGGCAGGAGGCCUCAUCUCUCUCCGCGGCUUCUCCCCUUCCAAAUAGCGCCAGCUGUCCCACGCCCCCACUCUCCGAACCCCCCAGCCUGACUGAGAGCGGGCAGGUCAGGGCGCAGCUGUGGCUUGUGGCCCCCGAAAGAGACCCCCAGGAACUCCAUCCGCGUCAUGGCCCUGGCAAAGAGAGCCCAGCAGGAGAGCCUGGCACGGAGGGAAGGGGAGAUACCUCGGGAGGCACCCCUGGUUCCCUCCUCCAUGGGAGCCGCGCGUCCCGCCGAGUCCGGUGCUCCCCUCCGGGCUCUUCUGAACUUUCCUGCCCCACGGGGCCACAGUGUGGAGGAAGGACCCUGGCGGUGGGAGCAGGGUCCGGCCUCCACUCCUGGCGAAGCGGUCUGGGACAAAGGGCGGUCCCUUUCUGGUCCUCAGCUGCCUCCCCAUUAAGGCGAAACGGCUUCCGAACUCCUUCCAUUCGGCGCCUCGCCCCUCCAGGCCUCUGCUUGUUAGUACCUAUGAAAGCGCUCCCUUUGACUUCAGCCACCAGGGGGCAGCAACACACAGCCCGCGCCAGCUGCUUAGCGCCCUUGCAGGGAGAGCUCAUCCUGAGAACCAGCCUGCUGCAGACAGGGACCCUCCUCCUACCCAGGGGAUAGAGUUAUGGCUCCUGCAAGCCCACCGCGUUCCCACUCUGGGUGGUUGGGAUUUUUCUUAAUAUUUAAUUUUUAACCUGUACUGCAUUUAUAACUACCCCUACCUCCCAUAAUGAAGAAUAUACAUGAUCUAUGCUAUAUAACUAUCCCACCUCCCAUAAUAUACAUGACCUAUACUGUAUCAACUAUCCCUACCUCCCGUAAUGAAUAUACAUGACAUAAACUGUAUAACUAUCCUACCUCCCAUAAUAUACAUGACUUAUACCUAUAAUUGUCCCUACCGCCCAUAAUGAAGCAUAUACAUGACCUAUAUUGUAUGUAUAAUUACCUCACCUCCCAUAACGAAGCAUAUACAUAAUGACCUAUAUUGUAUUUUUAACUGUCCCUACCUCCCAUAAUAAAUACAUGGUUCUGUAUAACUGUCCCGACCUCCCAUAAUAAAUACAUGGUUCUGUAUAACUGUCCCGACCUCCCAUAAUAAAUACAUGGUUCUGUAUAACUGUCCCGACCUCCCAUAAUAAAUACAUGGUUCUGUAUAACUGUCCCGACCUCCCAUAAUAAAUACAUGGUUCUGUAUAACUGUCCCGACCUCCCAUAAUAAAUACAUGGUUCUGUAUAA